This is a messenger RNA of Xenopus laevis (African clawed frog), 968 nucleotides long. RefSeq names its product chymotrypsin like elastase 2A L homeolog (gene cela2a.L). NCBI's taxonomy places the organism in Eukaryota, Metazoa, Chordata, Amphibia, Anura, Pipidae. The record is from RefSeq and is a predicted model, not a curated record. The transcript has 8 exons. Bases 12 to 821 code for a protein of 269 amino acids.
CAUUGAGGAACAUGAAUCCACUGUUGGUGUUAGCGCUGUGCGUGGCUGGUGCCUACAGCUGUGGCGUGCCCACCUACCAGCCUGUUGUUUCCCGAGUGGUCAACGGGGAGGACACUGUCCCACACAGCUGGCCCUGGCAGGUUUCCCUGCAGUAUCUCUAUAAUGGCUACUGGUAUCACACAUGUGGGGGGAGCCUUGUGGCAUCCAACUGGGUUCUAACUGCGGCUCACUGUAUCAGUUCAUCCAAUACUUACAGAGUGCAGCUCGGGAAACACAAUCUCCGACAGGUUGAAUCCGGACAGAAAACCAUCAACGUCAUCAAACUGAUUAACCAUUCCCAAUGGAACCCAAACAGACUGUCCAAUGGCUUUGAUAUCUCACUCAUCAAACUGGAGGAAAGUGUGGAAUCCACUGACACCAUCCAACCUGCCUGUUUGCCCCCAGCUGGGUUCAUCCUUCCACACCAAUUUGGCUGCUAUGUUACAGGCUGGGGCAAUCUUCAAACCGGUGGCCCAGCCCCAGAUAAGUUGCAGCAGGGACUUCUACUGGUGGUGGACCAUGAAAACUGUUCCCAGCCGGACUGGUGGGGAAGGAGCGUACAGACCAACAUGAUCUGUGGUGGUGGGGAUGGCAUCAUCUCAAGCUGCAAUGGGGACUCAGGAGGACCACUUAACUGCAGGAACGCUGAUGGGGCUUGGGAGGUCCAUGGAGUGGUCAGUUUUGGCUCAUCCCUAGGGUGCAAUUAUCCCAAGAAACCCUCAGUCUUCUCUCGAGUCUCAGAAUUCAACAGCUGGAUCAGCACGACAAUCGCCUCCAACUAAGAUUCCACGAGAUCCUGCACAAGGGGUUCCAGAAGAGCAGAACUUGAGCAGCUGAAAGAUAUUGGGUCGAUGUUAUACACACUGUGGGCUCAUUAUCUAUUAUAUUGAGAAAACAUGUUCUUAAUUAAACAAUCAUUAUUCUUUUAA